AUGCUUAUUGAACGAACCUCAGGUUACAUAGUCAUUGAUAUUCAUGGAGAAAGACAAAGGUUCAAUGUCUUGGGUUUGCAUGAAUUUGAUAGUGAUCGGAAAAGGAUGUCGGUUAUAUUAGGUUACAUUGACAAUUCAGUGAAACUUUUCGUCAAAGGGGCGGAUACAUCAAUGUUUAGUGUAAUCAAUAAAUCAUUGAACACAGAUGUAAUACAAGCAACAGAAACCCAUCUUCACGACUAUUCUUCCAUCGGCUUGAGGACGCUUGUUAUUGGGAUGCGUGACUUGAAUCCUUCAGAAUUUGAUCAAUGGCACUUUGCUUUUGAGGCAGCAAGUACUUCUUUGAUCGGUAGGGCUGCUUUGCUUCGUAAGGUUGCAGCCAAUGUAGAGAAUAACCUAUGCAUAUUGGGCGCUACCGCUAUCGAAGAUAAACUGCAACAAGGUGUGCCGGAAUCUAUUCAGUCUCUAAGGCAAGCUGGUAUUAAAGUAUGGGUAUUGACCGGUGACAAACAGGAAACCGCCAUUUCGAUUGGCUACUCCUCAAGGCUACUGACAAGCGGCAUGACUCAAUUUAGAAUUAAGAGCAAUAAUCGAGAGUCGUGUAGAAGACAUUUACAAGACGCACUUCUCAUGUCCAGAAAAAAUGAGGUUGGCAAUUAUUUCGACGGGAAUUCCGUUGAGGUUGUUUCAACUCCAAUGGCCUUGAUUAUUGAUGGUACAAGCCUUGUAUAUAUUCUUGACAAUGAACUUGAAGAAGAGCUCUUUGAACUUUCACAAAGAUGUUCUGUUGUUCUAUGUUGUCGAGUGGCUCCCUUGCAAAAGGCCGGAAUUGUGUCGCUAGUGAAGAAAAGGACAGCUGACAUGACUCUAGCCAUUGGAGAUGGUGCUAAUGAUGUAUCAAUGAUCCAAAUGGCUGAUGUUGGGGUCGGCAUCAGUGGACAGGAGGGUAGGCAAGCUGUAAUGGCUUCCGAUUUUGCAAUGGGGCAGUUUAGGUUUUUAGUUCCUCUCUUAUUCAUACACGGACAUUGGAAUUACCAACGACUAGGCUACAUGGUGCUAUACAAUUUUUACAGAAAUGCUGUCUUUGUUCUAAUUCUAUUUUGGUACGUACUCUUCACUGCCUUCACUGUGACAACUGCUAUAAAUGAAUGGAGCAGUGUGUUGUAUUCGAUAGUCUACACUGCGGUGCCGACAAUUGUUGUUGGUAUUCUUGACAAGGAUCUUAGUAAAAGGACUCUCCUGCAUAAUCCUCAGCUUUACGGAGCUGGACAAAGACAAGAGGCCUACAACAAAAAAUUGUUUUGGUUGAUGAUAGCCGAUACUUUAUGGCAAAGCAUUGUUGUCUUCUUUGCUCCUCUCUUCGCAUAUUGGGGAAGCACAAUAGAUAUAGCAAGCAUAGGGGAUCUUUGGACUCUUUCGGUAGUUAUUUUGGUCAAUUUGCACUUGGCCAUGGAUGUAAUCAGGUGGAGUUGGAUUACUCACGCGUCCAUUUGGGGGUCUAUCGUUGCAACUUUCAUAUGUGUCAUGAUUAUUGAUGCUAUACCGGCACUUCAUGGUUACUGGGCUAUCUUUGAUGUUGCAGGCACUGCAUUGUUCUGGUUAUGUUUAAUUGGAAUACAAAUAGCAGCAUUGCUUCCCCGUUUUGUUGUAAAAUUCAUUCAUCAAUAUUAUUGUCCAAAUGAUAUUCAGAUUUCAAGAGAAGUAGAGAAGUUUAAGAAUCUGAGGAUCAAUGGAAAUGCAGAGAUAGAAAUGCUUCACAUCUCAAAUCCACAAAGAUAA
This is a messenger RNA of Vicia faba (fava bean), 1779 nucleotides long. The record is from the annotation of a GenBank genome assembly. Lineage: Eukaryota; Viridiplantae; Streptophyta; Magnoliopsida; Fabales; Fabaceae.